Messenger RNA from Myzus persicae (green peach aphid), 6181 nucleotides. Its product is annotated as ankyrin repeat domain-containing protein 50. The transcript is spliced from 18 exons. The record is from RefSeq and is a predicted model, not a curated record. NCBI's taxonomy places the organism in Eukaryota, Metazoa, Arthropoda, Insecta, Hemiptera, Aphididae. Gene Ontology annotation, molecular function: protein binding.
ACUGGAUUUUAUACGGCAGCAGCAGCAGCAGCAGCAGCAGCAGCAGUGGCGGCGGAUAUCACACGUUUGAAAUUUUUUCCUUACCGUCCUCACUACCGACGCCCCCACCGACGACGACGACCCACCGCUCGGCCGAUUACUGUGACCACGGCCGCCGCCGCCGAUAGAAACCACCGUAGUGCGCGUUCGGUCACACACACAGCGCAGCACACACACACAUACAGUACACCGACAUCGCUCGGACGGUGCGGGGAAGGAGGCGGUGAUAUUAGCCAUCGAGUUUUAAUUUUGGUUUUUUUGUUUUUUUUUCUCCCCGUUCCGUUUUGUUUUUGUUUACUCGGCCGGCGACGACUGAAAUCAAACCGCGUCUGAACGAUAACGUCGCGCGUGUAGUUUGUCGAUUUUGUUCUGGCACUGUCCGAAGCGAGUCGUCCAUCCGCCGGGUUUUCCCGUUUCGCCGAGAGACAACGUCCGUCAGGUUGCCGGCCAGUCAGCCAGCCCGUGUUUCGUUCUCAUCGAUCGUCAUGCUACAUUCUUUGACGUGCCUGUCUGGUAAUCUGUUGUCUCCGUCGACCGUCAUCUGCGAGGUAUUAAGUUCAAGGAUCCACUAAGGUCUACUAACGAUAACCUCUGAUAACCUAUGUUUUAUAACAUAUAAAUACAAGUUAAAUUGGCCUAUGAUAUCAACAAUUAAGAAUUAUUUAACUAAUAUGAAAACAAACAGAACAAAAUGACUUCAAGUGAUUUGGCUCAAAAACCAUUUUAUUGCCGGGAAUGGGUGUUCCAAAAAUUAUUACAUUGCUUUGAUCAGAGAAGCAAUUGGAAAACAUGUGGAGCACUUCUAGUUGGAGGUGCUGGAUGUGGAAAGACUUCACUAUGCUGCGAAAUUGUUCAUCCGACCGGCAGACAACAACGUGCAUUAAACAGAAGACUAUUAGCUUAUCAUUUUUGUCAAGCUCAAAAUAUAAACACAUUAUCAGUUACACAUUUUAUUCAAAGUUUGGUUUCACAGUUAUCUGAUUCAUUGCCCAAAUCAUACAAAGAAAGACUAAAAUCUGAUCCAGCAAUACAAGAAUCUUUAUCUCCAAUCAAUCUAGUGAAAGAUGCUGAUGAUGCAUUUAAAAAAGCUGUUAUUUUUCCACUAGUUGAUCUUGAACUACCAAAACAUACAAUGUUUCUUUUAGUUGAUUCAGUUGAUGAAGGAUUAUGUACAAACGAUAGAUCUGAUCCAAAGUUUAAGAAUAAUUUAAGUAAAAACAUUACAGAGCUAUUAGCUUCUCAUCAUCAUUUAUUUCCCCAAUGGUUGAUGCUUAUCUGUACAACACGUAGACAAAAUAAAAAUGUUGCUCGUAUGUUCUCUGGUUUUCGUAAAAUUUGCAUAGACGAUCUCCGUAAAUCACAAGUCGUUAGAGAUAUACAACAGUACAUAUUGAGCCGUUUGGAAUCAGAAGAAUCUUUACGCCAACACAUGAGUAGAGAUACAGCUGAAAUGUUAAAUCAAUUACACAUAAAAAGUAAUGGUUGUUUUCUUUAUUUGGAAAGGGUAUUAGAUGGCAUAUCUGACGGAUGUGUAGUUUUGAGGGAAAUAAAAGAUAUUCCUGGAACUCUUAAUGGACUUUAUUUAUGGUUUUGUCAGAGGCUUUUGAAUUCAAAACAUUUUUCAAAAGUACGGCCCUUGUUAAAUGUAAUCUUAGCAUCUCCAGAACCUUUAUCAGAAGAACAAUUAAGUAGUAUUAUACAUUCUGUAUAUCAGUACAUGUCUGUGGACGAAUUCCACAAACGAUUUAGCUUAUUAAGAAGAAUAUUUUCAUUGCCAAGAGAUUCAAAAACUAUACAAUUUCAUCAUAGUUUUGGAGAAUGGUUCCUAGAUGUCAAACAUUGUACUAGAAGGUUUUUGUGCUCUGCAAAUGAAGGACAUGCUAUGAUUGCUUUUCAUUAUACACUUAGAUGUUCGAGACCUCCUGCAUAUGAUGAAGUUCAUAAAUUAGCAUAUCAUUUAUCGAGAGUCAACCCAUUACCGGUCUGGACAAACUUUUCUGACACAAAUUUAUUGCCAUUACUAUGGUUGAUUGAUAGUGGAGCACAAAUUUCUGAAAGUAUGACAAUUCCUUGUUAUGAUAGAAAAACUGUUAAUUUUUUGGAAGGAGCUUGUAAUUGUUUUAAAUCAGAUGUUGAUCUAAAAUCUAAUAAGUUUGAAACUAAUUUUGGAUUAGUAUCAUCGCCAAAAUAUGAAAAAAAUUCAGUACUUUAUUCAAAUACCUUAUUACCUUCAAAUUUAUAUGAAGUAGAUAUCAAUGGCAGGAAUACUUUACAUUUGCUUGCAAUGGAUGGAAAUUUAAGUGUUCUUCAGGAUUUAUUGAAAACUCAUUCAGAUGUAAAUUUAGAAGUAACUGACAAUAAUGGACAAACACCACUUAAUAUAGCUGCACGUCACGGUUACCUUGAAGUUGUAGAGCUUCUAUUAAAAUAUAACUGUAAAAUAGAUCAUGCAGAUGUUGAAGGAUGGACUGCUUUAAGAGCUGCUGCAUGGGGUGGCCACUCACAAGUGGUGGAGUUACUGCUUAAGCAUGGAGCCGAUGUUGAAUGCUCUGAUUGUGAAGGACGUGGAGCAUUACGUGCUGCGGCUUGGGGAGGUCACAAUGAUGUUGUGAUAAAAUUACUAGAAGCUGGCGCAAACCCUAAUACUACUGAUGGUGAUGGUAGAACUCCAUUAAUUGCUGCAGCAUAUAUGGGCCAUGCACAUAUUGUAGGAAGAUUGCUGGAUAAUGGAGCGAAUAUUAACCAUCAAGAUAGUGAUGGACGUACUGCUUUGAGUGUUGCUGCUUUAUGUGCACCUACUAAUGGAGGAUAUGCCAAGGUUGUCACUUUAUUGUUAGAAUCUGGAGCUUUUGUUGAUCAUGAGGAUAAAGAUGGAAUGACACCUCUACUUGUUGCCGCAUUCGAAGGCCAUAGAGAUGUUUGCGAAAUUUUAUUAGAAGCAGAGGCUGAUGUAGACCAUUGUGAUAAGUUAGGUAGAACACCUUUAUGGGCUGCUGCAUCAAUGGGACAUCCUGCUUGUGUUUCACUUUUACUAUUUUGGGGUUGUUAUGUAGACAGCAUAGACAAUUAAGGUCGUACUGUGCUCAGUGUGUCUGCUGCUCAAGGGAAUAAUGUUGUAGUGUCUCAACUACUAGAUAGAGGUCUUGAUGAACAACAUAGAGAUAAUUCUGGUUGGACACCAUUGCAUUAUGCUGCAUUUGAAGGGCAUCAGGUUGUUUGCAGAACAUUGUUAGAGAGUGGAGCAAAAAUUGAUCAAACUGAUAAUGAUGGUAAACCACCAUUAAUGUUAGCAGCUGAAGAAGGACACUCGGAUUUAGUAAGUGAAUUUUUAAAAAACUAUGGAGCCCCUCCAGAUCAGAAAGCUCAUGAUGGAAGAACUGCUUUAAGAUUAGCCGCAUUAGAAGGUCAUAUUGAAGUAGUUAGAAGUCUUGUAGAAUAUGGAGUUGACGUCAACAAAAAAGAUGCUGAUGGUCGAAGUACUCUUUAUGUCCUUGCUCUUGAAAAUCAUUUAGCAAUGGCUAAAUUUUUUAUUGAUCCAGGCGGAGCAGAUGUCGAAAGCACAGAUUCAGAAGGUCGGACUGCUUUACAUGUUAGUUGUUGGCAAGGUCACUGUGAAAUGGUAUCCUUAUUGUUAAAACUUGGAAAAGCUAAUUUAAAUGCAACUGAUAAUGAAAAUAGAACACCUCUUCACUUGGCUGCAUGGCAAGGACAUUCUGUCAUCGUCCGAUUAUUAAUUGAACAUGGUGCUAGUGUUAAUCAUGCGUGCAAUCAAGGAGCAACUGCAUUGGGUAUUGCUUCUCAAGAAGGUAAUGAGACUUGUGUUCGAUUAUUGUUGAUGCAAGGUGCAAAUCCAUUAGUAUCCGACCAUUGUGGACGAAAUGCUAUAAAAAUUGCUGCAAAAAGUGGUCAUGACAAUAUUGUUAAGCUGCUUGAACAAUUUUGUCCUAUAAAAAACGAAAGUAAUGGAUUUAAUACAGCUAAUACUUCUUGUGGUUCUGGUUCAACAACUGAAACUAAACCAUCCUCUGCUGUAUUAGUAAAUCCAUUAUUAUCUUGCGCAAAUCAUGCUCAGAUUCAUGAUUCAUCACCCAUUGAAUCACCAGAUUCAACAGCUAAACGAACAUCGUUUGUUUCAAACUAUAGCAAAUCCAGUUCUAAUUUAACUGAUAGUACUAAAAGUUCUCACCAAGAUUUACCAACCCAAUUGACACCAUUGACAUUUACACAAAAAUUACAACAAUGUAGUCGACGUAUCAAAUCUAGACCCACUUCUAAAGUUCUAAGUCCUUUGCAGAGUCCUAUAUAUGCAACUCCGCCUCACAGCCCCAAUUCAGAAGAACCAUCAGCUCCAAGUAUUCAAGUAUUAACAGAUGAUCAUUUUUCGCGUGACACUCAUAUGCGAAUUAUUCUUGGUAACAAGGCUGUGUUAAAAAAAUCAACUUCUGAUUCAAAUUACAACAAGAAUUUGGCCAACGUUAAGCAAAAACGUAAUGGUAUUGUUACAAAUCCAGCUUUAAGAAUAAUGCCAGCUAUUCGUAAUGGUUUAGAAAUGGCUGCUGGACGUAAAAAUAAAACACCUCAUUUGCCCACUGAUAGUUUUAAAUGGCGAAAAGAAACGCCAUUGUAAAUAUAUAUUUUAUAAUCCCAAGUGAGUUAUUAUUAAAGAGUAUUUAUUUUUUUUUUUUUUUUUAAAAAAUGUUGAUUACAAAGGUUGCCAUUUUAUUUUAACUUCUAUGGAAGGUUUGAAGACUAACCCAGUUAUAAAGUUAGAAAUUACCAAUCAUCCUCUAGGCCUUAAUGAAUGAAAUAAAUGUACUAAGUAAUAAUUUAUACUUUAGAUUUAUAGAAAUUAUGUACAUUUUAUAUCAAGUUGAUCUAAUUUUGAUGAAAUAUAUUUUUUAUAUCUUUCCUUCAUGCUCUUAAGUAUUUGUGGCCAAUAAAAUAUUAUUAUCUUUUAAUAUAUGUUACAAGAACUAAGUAUUUAUCAAAUUCAUCCAUUUGGAAGACAAUUAUUGUUUUGGUUGUACAGAGUAAUAUUUUGUAACUUGACAUUAAAAGGAAAAACAGAUUGAUUUGUGUAUACUUAGUUGUAAGUAUGGUUUAAGAAUAUUUUAAUUUAUAGUGCAAUCUAAUUUUAGUAUUAGAUAAUGUUUCUCAGUGUUAAAAACUGAAAUAAGCUUAAACAUGGCUAAUCUUCCUAUAUACUUAAGCAAUUAUUUUUAGCGGUUUUUGUACCGUUUACUUAUAGUUAAAAAACUAUAGUGAUUGUGAUAGAACUGUAGAAGUGAGCAUUUAAAAAUUACUGAUGUAUUAAUUUAAAACCAUAUAUUUUAAGUCCAAUUGAUUCAAACACUUGUAAUUACUUAAAAUCCGUUCUAAAAUCUGCAUUUAAAAUAAACCAAUUCUGUAUGUACAUUGUGAUGUACAGCAAUCACGAACAAUAUUUUCAUCAAGUAAAUAACUAUUCAAUUUAUUAUAAGGAUGUCAGCCCACCAUUUGUUUUCUAUCUCUAACCCACGCUCAACCUAGCAAAUUUAGCAGAACCCAUUCUGUGUUGUUACUUUUAAUAUUAAGAGUGAAUUCACUUUGAAACUUUUCCGUCAGUAAAUGUAAAUAUAACAGAGGAAGAAUGUUACCAGAUGAAUUGGUUUUAAGUGGUAUUUGUUGGGAAACCAUAGAGACUUUUCUAGUUCCUGUUCCCGACAGAUAAGCACAUACAUUGUUGCCAAUUAUUAUUGAACAUGUUGCUGCAGGCACAACAAUAAUUACUGAAGAGUGGCGCUCCUUCCAAAGGCUACUUUGGCACACACUAAUACUGUUGAGAGUUCUUGGGGCAAAAUAAAAUCAUAAGAUCUUUUACUUUUUGUCAAACUAUAUGUUAAGAACAUUGCCUGUGUCUUUUGGUUGUCUUUUUUUCAAUAUAUUAAUUUUUAUGCAAUUAUAAGCAUUUGUAAAUUGUAAUAUUUUACAUUCUGACAACUUCCAUAAAAAUUAAAAUGUCAUAAACAUAACGACAGAUUUGUUCUUAACAAAAAGUUGCAACGUAGGCUUGGUUCUGUUUAACAUAAAUUUUAUAUGUUAUGUGUGAGUUAGAAAGAGAAACUAAAUAUUAUGCUGACAUCCUCUCAAGACAAGGUUUUUU